AUGGUUGAGCUAGGAUAUUAUCGUCAUCCAUCAGAUGAUCGCAAUCGCGGAUCCAUAAAUUUUCAAAAAGAUAUUAUUUUACCAAUAAACAAUAACUUGUUGACUUCACUUUCAAUAAAUGAGAGUGGAACAGGAGUUAUUUCUGGUUUUCACAAUUUUUUUGAGAAAUUGACUAAUCUUACUAAACUGACUUAUACCACUAUUUUUCCAUAUGAAUAUUUUGAUGACCUUCGUGAGUUCAUAAAAUUUGGUAUAACUAAAAGAGCUUUUAAAGCAGCAUAUCUAGAUAUAUCAAGCUUUUACGAGGCUCUCCCUUUCGAUUUGGAUACUAUAUUAGAUUUAGUUGGACAGUCCACAGCAGAUCAUCAGAAAAUGUUUUUCAUCUUCGAACUAGCUCUUGUUGCGAUUUUUAAUAAACCUUUAGAAUUCAACACUGCCCUUCAAGAUUCAGAACAUAUGAAAAUUAUUAUGGUUGAUGGUACAUUUUUUGUUGUUGCUAGGUUAAUUUCCUUUUAUGAAGGUUUGUUUCAACUUGUGAAUACGCAUCCAUCACUCAAAAGUUUUGUCUUUGGGACGGUCAGGGGAUUUUAUUUAUCACCGGGUCUUCAAAAGAUUUUAAACAGAAAAAGAAAACUACUUUCGGAUUCUUCUAUUCUUGGGUCUCUUGAAAAAGCUGCUAUUGUUCAAAGAUUUCCUUCGUUUCUUAAAAAUCCUGAUUUUAAUAGAAAGGGAUGGGAUGUUUCAGACGGACUUAUUAGAACACUAUUUUUUGGUCUAAUUCCACAAAAUCAAAACUUGACAUAUUUGAAAUGCCUCAGUCCAAACGAUGGAACCACCGAGGAUGAAACCUCUUUUAUAAACUUUUUCAAGUCAAUGAAUAUGGAAGAAGUUUCUGAUAGUCUUGUGGCAUUAUAUGAUUUUGACAAUUAUCACAAGUUUGGUGGCCCAGCAAAUAAGGACAUGUUGACACCUGAUAUGGAGAACCAGGUUCGUAAAAUGGAUCUGUCCUGUUUGCACUCUGUUUUUAAUUAA
This is a messenger RNA of Magnusiomyces paraingens, 1032 nucleotides long. RefSeq lists its product as uncharacterized. The coding region runs from base 1 to 1032 and encodes 343 amino acids. NCBI's taxonomy places the organism in Eukaryota, Fungi, Ascomycota, Dipodascomycetes, Dipodascales, Dipodascaceae. The transcript has a single exon. The record is from RefSeq and is a predicted model, not a curated record.